Molecule: messenger RNA, 3629 nt
Organism: Ilex paraguariensis (yerba mate)
Lineage: Eukaryota; Viridiplantae; Streptophyta; Magnoliopsida; Aquifoliales; Aquifoliaceae
Source: the annotation of a GenBank genome assembly
GGGUGCAUAUCUAAACAGACACGCACACACUGCGUAGAAUAAAAUAGCAGGUUGAGUCAUAUCUCUCUCUCUCUCUCUCUCUCUAUUAAUGAGUAGAUAUAUAUGGACCAUAGAAUGGCAGAGUCCACCCGUCUUUCGGCCAAGAUCCAGCGUUUCAUACCUCCACCACCUCCUUCUCUCCUAGACUUUUCCCGAGUACCCUCUACGUUUUUCUCUGCUUAUAUAUAGAGAGACACACUCAUAUAAUCAUAUAUAUGUAUAUAUAGGCCUCUCCAAGGCGUUCUUACACUGAGUGCCUGAGGCUUUGCCUUCUCUCUCUCUCUCCCCUUCCCGAAAAUGGGUAGCAAUAACAAAGCUAUCAGUCUCGAAGAAAUCAAAAACGAGGCCGUCGAUCUGGAAAGAAUUCCUAUAGAGGAAGUGUUUGAGCAGUUGAAAUGUACAAGAGAAGGUCUAUCAGCAGACGAAGGAGCCAAUCGGCUCAAUCUUUUUGGUCCAAACAAAUUGGAGGAGAAAAAGGAGAGCAAGAUCCUCAAGUUUUUGGGCUUUAUGUGGAACCCCUUGUCAUGGGUUAUGGAAGCUGCAGCUUUGAUGGCUAUCGCCCUAGCAAAUGGCGAUGGGAGGCCUCCAGAUUGGCAGGAUUUCGUAGGCAUUAUGGCCUUAUUGGUUAUCAACUCAACGAUCAGUUUUAUUGAAGAAAACAAUGCUGGUAAUGCGGCUGCGGCUCUUAUGGCUGGACUUGCUCCCAAAACUAAGGUUCUGAGAGACGGUCGAUGGACUGAGCAGGAUGCAUCAAUUCUAGUUCCAGGGGAUAUCAUAAGCAUUAAGUUGGGUGAUAUAAUCCCUGCUGAUGCUCGUCUUCUUGAGGGCGAUCCCCUGAAAGUGGAUCAGUCUGCUUUGACUGGAGAAUCUCUCCCUGUCACUAAAAACCCAUCGGAUGAAGUAUUCUCUGGUUCCACAUGUAAGCAGGGAGAAAUUGAAGCUGUUGUUAUUGCUACAGGUGUUCAUACUUUCUUCGGUAAGGCUGCCCAUCUAGUAGACAGCACCAACCAAGUUGGACACUUCCAGAAGGUUCUUACUGCAAUUGGUAACUUCUGCAUCUGCUCAAUUUUCAUUGGAAUAAUCAUCGAGAUUAUAGUCAUGUACCCGAUACAGCACCGCAAGUACAGGGAUGGAAUUGACAAUUUACUAGUUCUAUUGAUUGGUGGAAUCCCAAUCGCUAUGCCGACUGUUUUGUCUGUCACAAUGGCUAUUGGAUCCCACAGACUUUCUCAGCAGGGUGCAAUCACCAAGAGAAUGACUGCCAUUGAGGAAAUGGCUGGCAUGGAUGUACUUUGCAGUGACAAGACCGGGACACUGACCCUGAACAAGCUGACAGUUGACAAAAGCUUGAUUGAAGUAUUUGCAAAGGGUAUGGAUAGAGAGCAAGUAAUCCUGCUGGCAGCAAGGGCUUCAAGGACUGAAAAUCAGGAUGCCAUUGAUGCUGCCAUUGUGGGGGUGCUUGGAGACCCAAAAGAGGCACGUGCUGGUAUUAGGGAGCUUCAUUUUCUUCCAUUCAACCCCGUGGAUAAAAGAACUGCUCUGACUUACAUUGAUAGUGAUGGAAAUUGGCAUCGAUCUAGCAAAGGUGCACCAGAACAGAUAUUAGCCCUUUGUAACUGCAAGGAGGAUGUAAAAAGGAAAGUUCAUGCCGUAAUCGAUAAAUUUGCUGAACGUGGACUUAGAUCUUUGGCAGUUGCCAGACAGGAAGUACCCGAGAAAACAAAAGAGAGUCCAGGGGGACCGUGGCAGCUGGUUGGUUUGUUAGCUUUGUUUGAUCCACCCAGGCAUGAUAGUGCAGAAACCAUCAAAAGAGCUCUUAAUCUGGGUGUAAACGUAAAGAUGAUCACUGGGGAUCAGCUCGCCAUUGGCAAAGAAACCGGGCGCAGGCUGGGGAUGGGAACAAAUAUGUACCCUUCUUCUGCACUGCUCGGCCAAGACAAGGAUGCAUCCAUUGCAGCCCUUCCUGUUGAUGAGUUAAUUGAGAAGGCUGAUGGAUUUGCUGGAGUAUUUCCAGAACACAAGUAUGAAAUUGUGAAGAGGUUGCAAGAAAGAAAGCACAUAUGUGGCAUGACGGGAGAUGGUGUCAACGAUGCCCCUGCUCUAAAGAAGGCAGAUAUUGGUAUUGCCGUUGCUGAUGCUACUGAUGCUGCUAGAGGUGCAUCUGACAUUGUCCUCACGGAACCUGGGCUGAGUGUCAUAAUAAGUGCAGUGCUGACAAGCAGGGCUAUUUUUCAGAGGAUGAAAAACUAUACUAUCUAUGCAGUUUCGAUUACUAUCCGAAUUGUGUUUGGCUUCAUGCUUAUUGCUCUAAUAUGGAAGUUUGACUUUGCUCCGUUCAUGGUGCUUAUUAUUGCCAUCUUGAAUGAUGGAACAAUCAUGACUAUCUCCAAGGAUCGAGUGAAGCCAUCUCCAAUGCCAGACAGCUGGAAACUGCAAGAGAUUUUUGCUACUGGCAUUGUGCUUGGAGGUUACUUGGCCUUAAUGACUGUAGUAUUCUUCUGGCUUAUGAAAGAUAGAGACUUUUUUCCAGACACGUUUAAUGUCCGACCACUGAAAGAUAGUCCUCCUGAAAUGAUGGCAGCACUGUACCUACAAGUGAGUAUUAUCAGUCAAGCCCUCAUAUUUGUUACAAGAUCUCGCAGCUGGUCCUUUGUUGAACGCCCUGGAUUACUCUUGCUCGGUGCUUUCGUAAUAGCUCAGCUGAUUGCUACACUGAUUGCCGUCUAUGCCAACUGGGGAUUUGCAAAGAUAAAAGGAUGCGGCUGGGGUUGGGCUGGUGUCAUCUGGAUUUUCAGCUUGGUAACCUAUUUUCCACUUGACUUGCUCAAAUUUUCCAUCCGCUAUGUUUUAAGUGGAAAAGCUUGGGAUAAUCUUUUGCAGAACAAGACUGCCUUUACUACUAAGUCAAACUACGGGAAAGAGGAGAGAGAAGCACAAUGGGCUGCUGCACAGAGGACUCUACAUGGCCUUCAACCACCUGAAACUACUAAUCUUUUUUCUGACAAGACCAGUUACAGAGAACUUUCAGAAAUCGCAGAGCAGGCUAAACGGCGGGCAGAGGUUGCAAGGCUCCGGGAGUUGAAUACGCUGAAGGGGCAUGUGGAAUCAGUUGUGAAGCUGAAAGGAUUAGACAUUGAUACAAUCCAGCAGCAUUACACUGUUUGAACAAGGGCUUCAAAGGGCAAAAGGAUCUUGUUUGUAACCAGAAAAACUCCAUAAUUUCAGAAUCAUCAGAAGGCCAGUGGAAAACCACAUAUAUUGGAUUAAGGUGAUAUUCACCUGGCUCAUUUUGAGGUGCAGUUGUGUCUGACUUAAUGGAAAGUGCAUAGGAUAUGUUGUGUCCUCUUUAAACAAAAUAAUGUUGCACACAGUGUAUGUACUAGGUUUUUAUCACAUCUCUCUCUAAUAUCUAUGACAAAACAAUGUUAUGGAUAUUCACACAUAGCUUCGUGCUUUGCAUGUCUUGUGUUGCAAUUUCCUGGACUUUGAAAGACACCGGUUGGUUAGCCCGCGCCAACAAAACUUCUACUCCAAUAUGCAAGUUUUGCAAAUUUUUUGUUUUAUUUUUGGUGGAUACAACUUCAAUAUGA